UUACCCAGUGCAAAGGUUCUCAUCUGAAAGUUGAAAGUUUUGUGUGUGAAGUUGUAACGAACUCUGCAUCGAGACUUCAGAUGUCAACGAGAAUGAUAUACUCCUCAUACGCGGCACCGUUUAGCUGAGAUUUAAGAUUUUACCGGCAGCAAGAAAUAAACCAAGAACUACAAAAAUGCAGCGGCUGUGAAGCUGCUACACAGGUGGUGUCACGCCAUGCAGCGCGCGGGUGGGAGAAGGGCCUGUGCGCCAUGAGCCACACUCCUGUCGGCGGCCACCCGCAAGGUUGGGAGUACAAGCUUGCUGACAGGUCGUCGUUACCGCCGGCGUCUGGGGAGGAGAAGAGUAAAUCUCAAUCCAAACAUGUGUUCACACAACCACAUCUUCCUAAAAUGGCGUGGCGCGAGGAGACGGAGGGCUCUUCAGGCGGCUCGCCCGCCGCCUCCCCACCCUACAUGCGAUGGGCGCGCUCGCUGCACAACUUACUCGAGGACGCGGAGGGCGUGCGCUUGUUCCGCAAGUUCGUGGGCGGCGCCGGCGGGCUGCACGUGGACCGUCUCAACUUUUACUUCGCCGUGCAGGGCUUGCGUCAGGAGACCGAGCCGUCCAAGAUCCGACAAGUCGUCUCCGCCAUAUACAAAUUUCUACGCAAGUCUCAGCUAACGAUGCCUGAGCAGCUGAAGGCACAGGUCAAGCAAGGACUCAAAGACGGCGCCGCCAUAGAAAGAACCAUCUUCGACAAUAUGGAGCAGGAGGUAACGCGCGACAUAACAGAAACGACAUAUAGAGCGUUCUUACGGUCGGAGGCGUACGUGUCCUAUGUCUCGGCGGCCACGCAGCCGUUGUCGUCGCCCGAUGCAUCACCACCGCACGCGCACCGGGACUUCGGCGUGUCCGCCAGCGGAGGCCUAGCGACCCUCCACGAGGGACAAGAGCUGGGUGCGACGGCGGCCCCCACGGCGCCUGCGCGGCUCACGCACGACGCCUUGUUGGCCACGCAAUCGCGCCGCCUGCACUCCGAUAUCGCGCCACACCGCAAGCCGUCGGUGUACAGCGCGCACGUGACGUACGCGGGUUACUGCCCCGCCUCGCGGCAGGAUUCGGAGCGUGCCAGUCUUAGCAGCGGACGCACCGACAGCGACGCCGUCAGCUUGUCCGGCAGCAGUGUAGAUGGCAUGUCGGUUCGCGGCGUGCGCGAGCGUGAACGGCAUCGGCCGCGACUGCCCGGCAUGGACAAGUAUGCCGUCAUCAACAAGGAGCAGGACACCGGCAUGGUAAUCCCUCGAACGCAACGCGUCUCGUCAGAGGCGUUGCGCGUCCUACCGCCGGCGGAAUUUGCGCCGCUGCUCAUCGAGAAGCUAGAACGCGUGAAACGCGACCAGGACACCAAGGAGCGCCUGGAAAGAAGACUCCAGGAGGGCGAUGGCGAAGAAGCGACGCAGGCUUUACCUCCGCAGUUAGUGGCGGCUGCUAUCCGAGAGAAGCUGCAACUCGACGACGAUAACGACCAGGACAUACUCGACCAGCACGUCAGCCGGGUUUGGUCCGAGCGGACGCCCGGGGCGUCGCCGCCGGGCACCAGGCGCGCGCGCCCCCGCCACGCGCCGCACGCGCCGCACGCGCACCGCCGUGCGCCGUCCGCGCUGUCGGCCGACUCGGGCCACUACGACGCGCCGCCCGACCAGCUGCACCACUCGCACUCCCUCACCCGCAGGUCAUUCUCUAAGAAGACGGUGACAGAAUUAACCGACAGUGGAGUGUCAGUAGUGAGCGAAGGAACAACGAGUGCAGGUGGUGUAGAGCCCCGUAUUCUGCUGUGGAUCGCCGAGGGUUCCGAGCGGCUCGAACGACGCGGGUACAGGGAACUCUCGUCGCGCGGAUCGUCUGUCGAUAGAGAUGACCGUCGUCGCGAUAAGCAACGACAACGUGGCAGCGGCAGCAAAUCAAGCAGUACAAGCGGCGGUGGCACGACAACAGUGGCGGGUGGCGCCAGCGGGGAUCAGCAGACGGUGGUGGUGGUGUCGUUUCUGGAUGAGGCGGUGCCAUACCGAUUCAAGGUGCCUGCCUCGCCGCUUACGCUGAAGACCUUUAAGGACUACCUGCCCAGGAAGGGAAACUAUAGGUAUUUCUUCAAAACCGAAUGUGCUGAUCUGGACAACACGGUGAUCCAGGAGGAAGUUAGCAACGACAGCGACACGCUGCCCAUGUUCGAGGGAAAGGUCAUGGCCCGGGUUAAGAGCAUCGAGUGAACGUUACGCUGCCUGUACACAUUGCUGGUUACGUUCUGUACGAACUAAGCUGUCAACAUCUGGUAAUAAGCACGUUUGGUUUUUAAGUGGAGAACCCUCAGCGGGCUACAUCUCGUAUACGCUUAGCAGGUUACAUGAAAAAUCUUUGUUAGUUACAUCUGGCAUUCACUUUGUUACAUCUGGUUACAUUUUGUAAAUAUGUUGCUGGCAUACACAAGAGCUAGUCACGACAUGUAUAAUAGCUAUGAGUUGGUUACACCUGUUGUAUCGACUGAUAACUUUGUAUUCACAUCAUACAUACUUUAUAAUUUGUAAUGUGAUAGGUGAUAGAUUAAUACAGAGCGACACUGUCGGGUAUCAAAUUAUGGGUACAGAAUAUUCCUCUUUAUUUGUCAGCUGAUUUAAACAUUUGCUAUUUAUUAGGCAAGUGCUCGGUAUAAUUUGGUACACAACAAUAUCGCUUUUGCGUUAUUUCUCAAAAGAUCUUAACAUUAAGUAGACCUAUCAGAUAUAAACGGAGACUGCUUCAGAAACUGAAAACGACUUGUUUAUAUUGUUACUAUUUGAAGUUCAAUUUUAUGAAUUUCGAGCCUUUAUAGCCGGUUAUGUAUGAAACCGUAUACUUGGGCAAAAUGAACCCAAACUACCAUUUUUUUGCUGACCACUUAAUCUUCACGUGAAACCUUUUUUAAUACUUCUACAACUCUAGUACUCAUUGUAUAGAGGAUUCUCCAAUAAUAGACCGAGUGAAUGUGUUGGUUGUUUGGCUUGGAUUAUUGGUUCGGUUAGAGUCGCCUAUCUUGUUGCCUAAAAGAUAAAUUUAGAAUUUUUAAAUGGGAUAGUCGAGACUCGCAAGUUAUAUGGCAAACGUAAAUUAAAAUUUACAACAAAUCAAAUAUUUCUAUUAUUAUAAACACCGGAUACUAAAUUUCAACCGCUAUUAAUACAAACAUAGGGAAUGAAACUAUGCAUCGAUGCAGUAUACAAAUAAAUGUAAAAUACCUGUAACAAAAUUAUCUACUAAAUCUCUGCUCUUCCGGUAAAUAAAGGAGUUUAGAGUACCGGCCGAAGCUUUAUUUUAUAAUAUUGACAAAUUAUUUAAAAAUGAAUGUUAUGAAUUGGAACAGAGAGUAUAAAUGAGUGCGAUUAUCGCAUAUGACAAUUUUUAUGCACGCAUUUUUGCACUAAAUUAUCAGUCGAAAGCAUUGACGUCGAAAGUGAUUGCUAU
This is a messenger RNA of Hyposmocoma kahamanoa, 3477 nucleotides long. It is a transcript of the gene Axn, whose product is annotated as axin-like. Gene Ontology annotation, biological process: negative regulation of canonical Wnt signaling pathway. Bases 252 to 2249 code for a protein of 665 amino acids. The transcript has 18 exons. Lineage: Eukaryota; Metazoa; Arthropoda; Insecta; Lepidoptera; Cosmopterigidae. The record is from RefSeq and is a predicted model, not a curated record.